This is a messenger RNA of Manduca sexta (tobacco hornworm), 1642 nucleotides long. RefSeq names its product DNA-dependent protein kinase catalytic subunit. Gene Ontology annotation, cellular component: nucleus. The record is from RefSeq and is a predicted model, not a curated record. The transcript has 12 exons. NCBI's taxonomy places the organism in Eukaryota, Metazoa, Arthropoda, Insecta, Lepidoptera, Sphingidae. Bases 1 to 1611 code for a protein of 536 amino acids. Gene Ontology annotation, molecular function: protein binding.
AUGCACCACGACAACACGCGGAGUUUGUUGGCGUCAGCAAUUAAACUACGAUUCAUCGUACGGUACGAGGGUAAACCGUUGCUUGAACCAGACAAGCCUGUAUUGGAGUGCGCGCUGCCGCGACUGCAGCCGUUCGCAAAGUGCGCGGCGCUGCAGUGGGCGGGGCCGGCGCGGUGGGCGGGGCGUGCGGGGGCGGCGGGGCGCGCGGGGAGGGCGGACAUGUUCCGGCGCUGCCUGCAGCUGCUGUGCGACCCGCACCACACGCUCGCCUCCUACUGCAGGGAGCUCGCGCACGCUCUGCUGCAAAAUGAUUCUGCGCUGUGGGACAAAACAUUCACGAUAAUGAGUGAGAAGUUGUUUGAGAAUCCAUACUUGGGUACGGAUUUCCUGCGCCUGGGCAAGUACAAGAAAACCCUGUACGAAAUCAAACAUUACGAUGCAAUGGAUAAUAAUAAAAAGUUGAAGAUACUGAAAGAGUUGGAGGGUCUUCUGCAGCGUCCGCCGCAGAAGACGCUGCGCCUGUCGCAGCUGUGCCCCGCACUCGCCGCGCGCGACGUGCGCCACGACCCCGACCUGGCCGAGCUGCUCGACCUGCCCAAGGGGCUCAGCGUCGUCAGCUUCGACGAACAGGUGUGCGUGAUGACGCAGUCGGUGCGGCGGCCGUGCGUGGUGGCGGCGGCGCUGAGCGACGGCUCGCGGCGGCGCUUCCUGCACAAGCGCGGCGACCGCCCGCGCCUCGACGCCGCCGUGCUGCACGCCGCCGAGGCGCUGCUGCCCGGCCUCGCCACCUACAUGGUGAAGCCACUUAGUGAAGACUGUGCUCUAAUAGAAUACUUAGAAGAUCACAUCCAAUUGGACAGUUUGAUCGCAGAGUCUUGUGACUUGUCUCAAAUGAAUGUCCCUCGAGACGACGAGGAGCUAAUCCUGCGGCCGGCGGCGGCGGCGCUGCACGCCUUCCACGCAAGAUGCGACGCCGCACCCGCGCAUGCGCUCAGAAAAUCUCUAGAAAAGCGGUCAUCGAGCUUAGAAGACUUCGUUCGUAAGAAGGCGAGAUUUUUAGAAACAGUGGCUUCCACCACUUUACUCUGCUGGCUGUUUGGCGUGGGCGACCGGCACACGCAGAACGUGCUGGUGGGCGCGGCGGGCGGCGUGGCGUGCGUGGACUGGGCCGACGCGCUGCGCCACGGCGCCGCCGAGCUGCCGCCCGCGCGCCUCACGCGCACCGUGCUCGCCGCGCUCGACGCACGCCUUCUGGAGAGCCGCUUGCAACAACAACUGUCGGAGCUGAGAGACUCUGCUACUAUUAACAUCGAAGUCAUCAAAUUCGCCUUCACCUGGACGGAAGAGAAAGUUAUUCAGAAGUUAAAAUACGUGGAAGGUUUUCUGAACGGCAAGUACCUCCCACACCACGUGACUAAGAUGGCGCUGAGGGAGCAAGGCGGCAAACACUUUACAAAGUACAUAGAGCUGCUCGACGAGGUGUUCGACGACUACAAGGAUCGAGAAGACGAACAGUACACUGUGGAGGAGCAGGUGUCAUGCCUCCUCCGUCAAUGCACGGACCCGCGGAUCCUGUCGGUGACGCGCUACGGGUGGCAACCCUGGCUCUAGACUAAAGCUGAAGUCGUCAAGAAUUCGGAAA